ACGGCCCGGGCCCCGCCCACCGCGCUCCGAAAGGCCCGGGCCCGCCCACCGCGCCGCCCGCGCCCUGCGGAACUCUCCUACGCAGACGUGUUUCGCGGGGAGCGAAUUUGGCGUCGGUCCGGAAGCCCUCCUCAGGCUCUGGCUGCGGCUGCAGCGCAUGGCGGCUCCAGGACAUCCUGCUCGGGAGACAUCGGCAGCCCCAGGGCACCCUACGUGCAGUGACGCCGCCUCCAGGGCCAAGAAGCAAAAGAAGAAGAAGAAAACCCGGAAUGGGGCCUCUGCGGCGAAUGGAGGCGGGAAGGCCACAGAAACGCCGGCCCCAGAGGAAGCCCCCCUAAGUGCGGAGGCCCAGGCGGAGCAGCUGGCCCGGGAACUGGCCUGGUGCGUGGAAAAGCUGGAGCUGGGGCUGAAGAUGCAGAGACCCACCCCUAAGCAGAAAGAGCAAGCUCUUGGGGCAAUCCGAACCCUGCGCAGCCAAAGAACCCCCCUGCCCCGGAAGAGGCAGCUGAUGCGCUCCUUGUUCGGGGACUACAGGGCUCAGAUGGAAGCCGAGUGGUGCGUGGCCCUGCGGGCUCUCAGGACUGCUGCCCACUCAGUCCAGGUGCAGCCUGUAGGUGAGGCCGCCAGAAAGAAGAGCCGAAGGGUCUGCAGACAUCGUCUAACAGGGAGAGCCAAGGACACCUUAGACACUCCUGAUGAAGAGUUUAGGUUCAAUUUCUUUUAGCCUCUUCCCCAUUCUGGAACGGUCUUCCUCUGCAGUUGGUGCAGGGGUUUGUCUUGAGUGCAGAGCUUUCCCAGGAAUGCUCUGUCAGACAGAUGUGGGGUUGCUCUGUCCCUGGCUGGUCAGUGAAUCUGGUGCCGUGACUGUUGGGCAGAUGCGAGACCUGCAUGUUGGGUACUGACCUGACUGUCAGACAAGCCCAGGGCCCCGUGUAUAGGUUUUCAGCUGAAAUGUCUCUCCUGCCAGAAGAGGGAGGUCCAUUCAGAAGUUUCUACAGUAAACUGAAGUGAGUGUUAACCAUGUUGUAGAAGGACUCUUUUAACAGGCUUAGGAGCAGACUAAGUAGAUGUUGGUAAUAAGGAUUAGUGGGGAAGCUACAUAGUUAUACACUGGUGCUCACUUACGGAAGGAUGUUUUGUCAAGUGGUGUAGAGCUCCAGGCCAUUGUGUCACAUUGCCGUAAUAAAAGUAUUCCUCAUAAAAGUGGAAGAGUGAAAGCGUGUGUUAACUGUCUAUAUAGAUGAUGUGGUGUGUGGCACUGCUGGGGCCAGGCUCUCACCCCAGAGCUUGGUGUUUUGUCUAUAGUGCCUUCAUUCCUGAGCAGGUAUCACCCCUGGGGAGCCAUCGUAGCCCCGAGCAGCCCAGGCUUUGUUCUGAGGAGCAGGUAGCUUCCGGCCCUAAGAAUCCCAGCCAGACACCAGCAUUGAGUCUCAGCGGACAGGCUCUGAUGUCAGCUGCUCCAGGUGAUAGUCCCAGGCCUUCUGCGUUAAGUUGGGUUUUCAAGGGGGCUUCAUCCUCUUCAGUGGUUGUGAUGCCAUCUUUGGUGGUGUCUCCCAAACUUGCAGACUAGACUAGAUAGAUACCUGGAGCCCACCUGCCUACUCAACAUCUCUAUUUUGCUGUUUCACAGGCAUUUCAAACUUGACGUGUCCAAAACAUCCGAUUAGUCCCUAAAUCUCCAUUUGUUUUCUGCUUUUCAGUGAAUGGCACUACUGCCCAACUAGUUGAUCUGGCCAAAACUCUGUGUCCCCUCUGCAAAAGGGGUUCGUGGGUCCGAUUCCAACGUGUGUGUGUGUUUUGUGUCGAGUGUCCCUGACACCAACAGCAAUUCCUGGAUGUCAGCAGCGUGUCCAAGAAUGCAACUCAAUUCUGACACUGUCUACCCAGAGAUGGAAUCGGAUUCCACAGGAAAAGCGCUCAGUCCCACAAGACCCCCCUCCACUUCACAUGCCAGUCACGAGUCCUAUAGUUGUUCCCUAUACUUCUGACCAACUGGCUAUAAAUCAGGUUCCUGUGACCCCCUUCUUGGGUUCAGUUAACUUGCUAUAAUGAAUACCAGAACUCAGGAAAUCUUGUUCGCUCACUAGAUGACCAAUUUAUUACUAGGAUAUGAAUAAAAGCCAGAUACAUAGCACCAGGCACGGGGAAAGGCGUGGAACUCUCCUUCGGUCUCUGUGUUCACCACCCGGAAGCUCUCUAAACCCCGUCCUUCUUUUGUAUUUUAUGGAGUCUUCCUUACAUAGACAUUAUUGAUUCAACUUUUAGCCCUCCGCUCCCCAGAGGUGGGAAGUUUUAACCCUCUAAUCACAUGCUUACUUCCGCCAGCCAGCCUCCAUCUUUGGUCGGAAUUCGAAAAUCACCUUCCCUGAAGUGUUUUCAGGAACUGAGGACAAGAGACCAAAUAGCCUAUCACCAUUGUUCCUCAGGAAAUUCCAAGGGUCUUUUGGAGCAGUGAGCCAG
Molecule: messenger RNA, 2460 nt
Organism: Physeter macrocephalus (sperm whale)
Lineage: Eukaryota; Metazoa; Chordata; Mammalia; Artiodactyla; Physeteridae
Gene: C15H8orf33
Product: chromosome 15 C8orf33 homolog
Exons: 6
Coding region: 158-724 (188 amino acids)
Source: RefSeq, a predicted model, not a curated record